AUGGGGUGCGAGAAUAUUGAAUUCGAUCAAGGAUGGGGAGAGAUGGAGAAGGGGAUCGAAAAGCUGAAGAGAAUUUUGGCAGGAGAGAAAGAAACUCCAUUUACCUCGAGAGAAUAUAUGACGCUUUACACAACAAUCUACAAUAUGUGCAAUCAAAAGGCGCCUCACGAUUAUUCCGAACAGCUUUAUGACAAGUACAAAGAGACACUUGAUGAAUAUAUUACUUCAAUAGUAUUGCCAUCUUUAAAAGACAAGCAUGAUGAGUUCAUGCUAAGGGAGCUUGUUGAAAGAUGGCUGAAUCAUAAAAUAAUGGUCAAGUGGCUAACACGCUUCUUCCAUUACCUUGAUCGCUACUUCAUUAUCCAGAAAUCAGUCCCCGCACUUAAUGAAGUUGGGACGACCUGCUUCCUUAAUUUGAUAUACGAGGACGUGCAUCCCACAAUCCAAGAUAUUGUACUCUCCCUUAUUGAUAAAGAACGCGAGGGAGAUCAAAUAGACCGAGCAUUACUUAAGAAUGCUUUAGAAAUUUUUAUUGAGAUGGGCAUGGGACAAAUGAAUCGUUAUCAAGAUGAUUUUGAAGCACGCUUUCUUCAGGAAACGACUAAUUACUAUUCACGGAAGGCGUCAAAAUGGAUUGAGGAAGAUUCUUGUCCAGAUUACUUGCUGAAGUCUGAAGAAUGCUUAAAGAAGGAAGAGGACAGAGUGUCUAGUUACCUGCAUUCAAGCAGCGAGACAAAAUUGAUAAAGAAAGUGCAACAUGAGUUGUUGGUCGUAUACGUUAACCAACUACUUGAAAAGGAGGAUUCAGGGAUCAAGGUUUUGUUUAGAGAUGACAAGGUGGAUGAUCUUUCUAGGACGUACAGGGUUUAUAAUAAAAUAUCUCAAGGCCUGGAUCUUUUUGCUAAUGUAUUCAAGCAGCAUGUUACUAUUGAGGGUACAGCCUUUGUUCAACAGGCAGAAGAGGCUACAAGUAACCAGGCCUCAAAUACUCCUGGUGGGCACGAACAGGUCCUUGUAAAGAAUAUACUUGAGCUGCAUGAUAGCUUUCAAAAUCAUAAUUUGUUCCAAAAGCUUUGUCGAAAUGUUCAAUAUGCCUUAAAAGAGGCUUUUGAGGUAUUUUGCAACAAAACUGUUAAUGGCAGCCCAAGUGCAGAGAUUUUGGCUUCUUUCGCUGAUCAUAUCCUCAGGAAGGGUGGGAGUGAGAAAUUAAGUGAUGAAGUCAUUGAAGAAACACUUGAGAAGGUAGUUAAGUUGCUGCAAUAUGUCAUCGAUAAGGACGUCUUUGCUGAAUUCUACAGGAAAAAACUUGCUCGGCGACUCCUUUUUGACCGCGGUACUAAUGAUGAUCAUGAAAGGAGUAUUCUGAGUAAGCUCAAACAGCAGUUCGGUGCACCGCUCACCUCAAAGAUGGAGGGCAUGGUCACAGAUGUGGUACUGGCAAAGGAAAACCAGAGCAGCUUCCAGGAAUAUCUUAGGAAUAACCCAGAUGUACAUCCUGGGCUUGAUUUUACAGUUACUGUUCUUACCACCGGAUUCUGGCCAAGUUAUAAAUGGUUUGAUCUCUCUCUCCCUUCUGAGAUGAAUUCAUUGUUUCAAAUCAAGUGUGUAGAAGUUUUCAAAGGAUUUUACGAAACUAAAACAAAACACAGAAAGCUUACAUGGAUAUUCUCACUUGGAACUUCCCACAUUAAUGGCAAGUUCGAGCCAAAACCCAUAGAACUGAUUGUUUCAACUCAUCAGGCUGCGGUCCUUCUGCUUUUUAACGCGUCAGAACGGCUAAGCUAUUCGGAGAUCGUGGCUCAAUUGAACCUGGCUCACGAUGACUUGAUCAGGUUACUGCAUUCGCUGUCAUGUGCAAAGUAUAAGAUUCUAAAUAAAGAGCCAAGCUCAAAGUCCAUCUCGCAGAGUGACAGCUUCAAGUUCAAUCCUAACUUUACUGACAAGAUGAGGAGGAUUAAGGUUCCUCUCCCUCCAGUGGAUGAAAGGAAGAAAGUAAUUGAAGAUGUGGAUAAAGAUCGGCCUUACGCCAUUGACGCCGCCAUUGUGCGCAUAAUGAAGAGUAGGAAAGUUAUGACACACCAACAAUUAAUUUCGGAGACCAUCGAGCAGUUGAGUCGCAUGUUUAAGCCUAAUAUUAAAGCCAUCAAGAAGCGAGUAGAAGAUCUGAUCACGCGAGACUAUAUGGAAAGAGACCGUGACAAUUCACACAUGUUUAGGUAUUUGGCCUAG
Molecule: messenger RNA, 2229 nt
Organism: Gossypium raimondii (Peruvian cotton)
Lineage: Eukaryota; Viridiplantae; Streptophyta; Magnoliopsida; Malvales; Malvaceae
Product: cullin-1
Exons: 19
Coding region: 1-2229 (742 amino acids)
Biological process (GO): protein ubiquitination; ubiquitin-dependent protein catabolic process
Cellular component (GO): cullin-RING ubiquitin ligase complex
Molecular function (GO): ubiquitin protein ligase binding
Source: RefSeq, a predicted model, not a curated record